ACGAGCGAGUAAGUUACGGCAAACACACAAGACGUCGUCUACAAUGCUGUGUUUUUACAAGAAAAUGCACGCGUGUCAGUGGCGAUAAAGGACAGUCUGUUGCUCGAUAUGUGGUUGUUUUUUCAUCGGUCUGUCGCAGUCGCACGCAUUGGACUUAUGUGACAGGGUCACAUUUUAUGUCAGUCCCCUCAGACAUGGACCAUAAGGAUGCAUUUGCAGCGUUGCAGGCGGUAUGUUCGGAUGUGAUCAUUGCUCUAAAUGGAUCCCCCAAUUCUUCACAUGGUGACUACACCGAUCGUAUUUUGGGAGUGAUGAGGCAGAUUCAGGAACACGGCCGUUCUGUCGAACCAUUGAUCACUGGCUUUACUUCUGUAUAUCACCACUUUGACUUAGAUGCUGAGACACCCGGCAAUGGAUAUCGAACCUUAGUGAAGGUUGUACUUUCCUGCACCACCCACAUCACCCAGAAAGCCCGUUACAUCGCCUCAAACUGCAGCGGGCCAUUUUUUCGAAUGGAGCACAAUGCAGCAGAAAUGGAGGCAUACUGUAGUGCCCUGUGUCAGCUGCGGGCAUUGCUUUACCUGGCACAGGGUUUGUUAAAUGACAAUGCCCAUGGGCAGCUCUUGUCACAGGAGGAAGGGGGGCUGAGUAAGAAAUUUGUACAAGAAUACAUCUCCAUGCACAAGGCUUGUUUCUACGGCCGCUGCUUGGGCUUCCAGUUCUCCCCUUCUCUCAGGCCGUUUCUGCAGACAGUGGUCAUCAGUAUGGUGUCCUUUGGUGAAAACUACAAGAAACAGCAGACUGGCCUAGGCAUAGCUGCUCUCUCUUUCUUCACAUCCGGCAAAUAUGUGAUGGACCCUGAGCUGAGGGGGUCGGAGUUUGAACGCAUCACUCAAAACUUAGACAUGCAGUUUUGGAAAAGCUUUUGGAACAUUACUGAGACUGAGUUGUUAUCAGGUUUGUGCAGAAUUGCUUCCAGUGUGGUGCAGGUGAAUCUAACAUUAACUGUGCCAGGUGAAGCUUUGAGUUUGCCACUCGCCUCUGACCCCAGUCUCUCAGUCUCAGUAUUGCCUCCAGUUGCCCAUUGGGGCCCGGGGCCAGUCAACAUGCGUCUGAUAUCACACACACUCCGCCAAGGACAGGACAGUGCAGAACUGUUGGCAUUUUCUCGACCUGAAGGACCACAGUUAUCUCUACCUGUCACUUUUAAUCGUCAAACGUCUCCUCUCUCUCCGUGCCUGCUCAUACACUUCCACGGAGGAGGUUUUGUUGCACAAACUUCAAAAUCACAUGAGAAUUACCUGAAGAGCUGGUCAAAGGAUCUGAACGUGCCUGUUCUCUCGGUGGAUUACUCUCUGGCUCCAGAGGCCCCAUUCCCCCGAGCUCUAGAAGAGUGUUUCUACGCUUACUGUUGGGCUUUGAAAAACUGCCACUUGCUGGGCUCGACUGCAGAACGUGUUUGUUUUGCGGGGGACAGUGCAGGUGGGAACUUGUGUAUAACCGUCUCUAUGAGGGCGAUAUCUCACGGCGUACGUGUUCCUGAUGGGAUUGUGGCAGCAUACCCAGCGACUCUUCUAACAACAGAUGCAUCACCAUCCAGGCUGCUAACGUUGAUUGAUCCUCUGUUGCCUUUGAGUGUGCUGUACAAAUGCAUUGACGCUUACGCUGGUACAGGCAGUCAGACAAUACAACCAGCAAUGCAGUUGGACACCCUGGCUGCUUUAGGACAUGAUACGAUGAAGUUGCUUAAUAGUAUCACCCAAAGAGCGAACACUUGGUUUCUAUCUUUAACAGAACAAAAAGAACCAUCAUUACCUUCUUCCACCACAUCAUCCAAUGGGAUUUUAACAUCCGCUCCACGCACCGAAGACAGGCCACAGGAAUCCAGAGAAUACCCAGAAAACUUUGAGCCAAUCCGCUCCAGGUGUCUAGUAGAUUUACAGACGCCUUGCACACCAAUAAUGAAGAACCCAUUCGUGUCUCCUCUACUUGCGCCAGACAACCUUCUCAAGGGCCUUCCACCGGUGCAUCUAGUGGCCUCUGCUUUGGAUGCCCUGUUGGAUGAUUCGGUGAUGUUUGCCAAAAAGCUGAGGAAUAUGAAUCAGCCAGUGACACUCAGUGUGGUUGAGGACCUCCCUCAUGGCUUUCUGAGCUUAGUUCAGGUCUGCAAAGAAACCCAGGAAGCAUCUGACAUAUGUGUGAAACGAAUCAGAGAAGUCUUACAGCAAGAGGAACCAUCUCCUGCUCAUAGGCAGCCAGGGCUCAAUUAGACCAUCAGAAAGUCCUGAUGGUCCAUUGGGUUGCAAUUAAAAACAGGGAAUUAAGAACUAUGUAUGAAUCUUGACAAAAAACAAAAAAUUAUUUAAAAAAGGAAGACGUGUCAGUUGUCAGCACCCAUUAUGACAACACGGUGUAUGGGAAGCUCAAAACUUCACUGAACUUCUGGAAACAUACAUGCACUUGUUAAAUACUUGUACCAAAGUAUUUCAUUUAUGUUUUAUUACAAACGAGCUAUUCAUAAUGACCAGUCACUGUACUGAUCGAAGUGAAUGUCUGAAGCACCAUUGUGCCUUUACUGAAGCUAUAAAAUCUAUCCAGGCCACACAUUAACACCAAAGCAAAUGACACUGUUGCCUUUUAUGUGUGUUAUAUUUUGUUUUUAUCUGCAAUUCAAAUGAUUUGGUUUAAAUAUUGUUUAUUCUGAGUUAAGGUAUAGAAAGUAGUUUUACAAUUCACAAUCCACAUGUUUGUGUGUGAUACUUGUGUGCGGCCUUCCAUUAGCUAUACACAUUUGGCUUAAGACUAGUCCCAGACUAAAAUGAAAAUUCGAGCUGUCUUAACUGAAAAUAAAUUGCCCUGACCUAUCUUAAAAUAUGUCCUUGCCAUUGUUUUGUCUCAAGAUGCACACCAAUAAUGUUUUUAUCUAAGGCAUUUUAAUAAAAGCCACUUAAAUAUCCUAAUUUAACUAAGGCCUAGUCCUGGUUUAAGAUAAGCUGUGUCUUUGAAACUGGGCCACUGUGUCCUUAUACUGUUGUCUACAACUGAGCUGUGUGUUUAACACUUUACCUCAUUACAUUUUAUUUAAAAAACUGGUCAGAUGCACCAGAAUCUUAUGCUUAAAGGAAUAGUGAACCCCAAAAUAAAAAAAUUCUGUCAUCAUUUACUCACCCUCGAGUUGUUCCAAAUCUGUAUAAAUGUCUUUGUUCUGAUGAAGACAUAGAAAGAUAUUUGAAAGAAUGCUUAUUACCAAACAGUUCGUAGCCACAAUUGACUGCCAUAGUAGAAAAAAAUGCUUUAUGCUUUUCUUUGUUCUGUUGAACACAAAAGAAGAUAUUUUGAGGAAUGUAGGAAAGCAAACCGUUAUGGGGUACUUUUGAUUACCAUUGUCAUCUUACUACUAUGGUAGUCAAGUCAGUGCUGUUUGGUUACAAGCAUUCUUCCAAAUAUCUUUCUCUGUGUUAAUCAGACAAAGACAUUUAUACAGAUUUGGAACAACUUGAUGGUGAGUAAAUGAUGACAGAAUUUUUAUUUUUGGGUGAACUGUCCCUUUAAAUGUUUUUGGACAUGAACUAUUCGAACUGUGACUAGUUUCCAGUUUUGGUUAAAAUGCAGUACAUUAAGCAUAUAUAGGCUGAAAUUGUUAAAGAAAAAUAAAGUAAUUAAACUAAAAACAUGAUGUGUAUUUGUUGCCACAUGAUUUCAAAGAUGUUCUAUAUUUUGAGUUCCUGAGUUGAAUUGAAUAACAGAUGCAAUAAUAAAUAAUCCAUUGUCUUUUUGCAUGACUAAACACUGAGUAUUCUUGAUUGGAAUUAUAAUUCUAUGUACCAGUUUGACUGUUGGACCCCAUCUGACCUUCAGUCAAUCCUUGACCUUCACAGUAAUGACCUGUUUUAGUGUCAUUAUUUUACCCUGCAACCAACCUCAACUCCCACAUGCUGCUGAUAGAGUAUUGUUUUAUUGUACUAAAAUCAAAUAAA
Triplophysa rosa is the source of this 3977-nucleotide messenger RNA. RefSeq names its product lipase, hormone-sensitive a (gene lipea). The coding region runs from base 177 to 2270 and encodes 697 amino acids. The transcript has 11 exons. Lineage: Eukaryota; Metazoa; Chordata; Actinopteri; Cypriniformes; Nemacheilidae. Gene Ontology annotation, biological process: cholesterol metabolic process; triglyceride catabolic process. Gene Ontology annotation, cellular component: cytosol. Gene Ontology annotation, molecular function: triacylglycerol lipase activity; sterol ester esterase activity. The record is from RefSeq and is a predicted model, not a curated record.